This is a messenger RNA of Oppia nitens, 2722 nucleotides long. Its product is annotated as glutamate receptor 1-like. Gene Ontology annotation, cellular component: postsynaptic membrane; plasma membrane. Gene Ontology annotation, molecular function: glutamate-gated receptor activity; transmitter-gated monoatomic ion channel activity involved in regulation of postsynaptic membrane potential. The record is from RefSeq and is a predicted model, not a curated record. The coding region runs from base 1 to 2697 and encodes 898 amino acids. Gene Ontology annotation, biological process: modulation of chemical synaptic transmission; monoatomic ion transport; synaptic transmission, glutamatergic. The transcript has 22 exons. Lineage: Eukaryota; Metazoa; Arthropoda; Arachnida; Sarcoptiformes; Oppiidae.
AUGAGGGAAUGGGAGGCUAUGGAUAAACAUUUAAUCAGAGGUGGUCAACAACAACAACAACUGCCAGAAAAGAUACCAAUCGGUGCUAUCUUUACGGAAAGUAAUCCGGAAAUACAGACUGUAUUCAAAUAUGCCAUACAUUUGCAUAAUUCAAACGAGUCGUUGUCCCGAUUCAAAGUGGAACCGGUCAUCGAUGUUGUCGAUAGUGACGACCCAUUCAAAGUCAGCCGCGCCUUAUGUCUUCAACUAAGUCGCGGUGUCUUCAGUCUGGUAUCGCCUAUCAUCGGUCACGCCUACGAAACACUAGUUUCCUAUUCAAACAUAUUUCAGAUGCCUUUUGUACACUUGGGUAUGAGCCGUACAAUGGAUGUUAAACAUGCAGAUUAUGGUAUAUCAAUGAGACCCAGAUAUUUGCCGGCAAUAGUCGAUGUUAUCAAGUUUUACGAUUGGAAAACCAUAAUCUAUAUCUAUCAGAGCGAUGACGGUUUAAUGAAAUUGCAGCACAUUUUCUCCAUUGUUAACGAUAACUAUACACUUGAAAUACGAGCCGUCAAACGUAUAGUCAAUGCUACCGAUGCCCACCAAUUUCUUCAUGCACUGGAACUAUCGGACAGUCAGUCGAAAAAGUAUGUCAUACUUGACUGCGACAGCGAAACGGCCAAACAGAUUAUCAUAGAUCACGUCCGAGACAUUUAUAUGGGUCGACGAAACUUUCAUUUUUUGCUCACUAGUCUUAUAAUGGAUGACUACUGGAACAAUCAGGUCCAAGAGUUUGGUGCCAUCAAUAUAACGGGAUUCCGUGUCCUACAGACAACCAGCCAUGAGUUUCGACAGUUUUCGAAAAGCUGGCGAAAUCUGAACCCAGGCUUAUGGCCCGGAGCCGGAACCAACUAUUUUUCUGCCGACACAGCCCUCAUGUUUGACGCAACAAAAGUCAUUUUAGACACUUAUAAUCGGCUUUUAAAGAAAAAGUCGGAUUUGUUUAAAAACAAUUUCAGAAGAGGAGAGUUCUUCAACAAUGGUACCAAAGGUAUUGAUUGUCGCCGACAAUCGGUCAUUAUAUGGGAACAUGGAGACAAAAUUGCCAAAUAUAUCAAAAAAUCUGAAAUCACUGGACUCACUGGUAAUUUAUCAUUCAUUGAGAGUGGAUUUAGACGAAACUUUUCUAUAGAUGUCGUAGAGAUGACUGUUAACCAUGAAAUGGCUAAAAUUGCCGAAUGGACUGAAGAGGACGGUAUGAUUUUGGUGCCGGGAAAGUAUCGGCGCAUAUAUCAGGAGUCAAAUAUUGAAAACAAAACAUAUAUUGUGACCAGUAUUUUGGAAGAGCCAUAUCUGAUGGAGAAAGUGCCCGAAUCUGGUGUUGUCUUAACCGGAAACGAUAGAUUUGAGGGCUAUUGUAAAGAUUUAGCCGAUUCUAUAGCCAAAAAUGUUGGCUUCAAUUAUGAGCUUCGGUUGGUUAACGAUUCAAAAUAUGGUGGACUAGACUCUAAAUCGCCCAGUGGUUGGAACGGUAUGGUUGGAGAGCUUAUUAGGAAAGAAUCGGAUAUAGCCAUAGCACCGUUGACCAUAACCAGUGCCAGGGAACGGGUAAUUGACUUUACCAAACCGUUUAUGUCGUUGGGCAUAUCAAUUAUGAUCAAAAAGCCAGUCAAGAAAAAUCCGGGAAUAUUUUCGUUCAUGAAUCCGCUCAGUCAGGAAAUCUGGGUCUAUAUCAUACUGUCCUAUAUUGGCGUAUCGGUCGUACUGUUUCUAGUAUCACGUUUUUCGCCCCACGAAUGGCGCUAUGAGGACACCCUAUGCGGACCUAAAGUUUCCAAUGAUUUUUCGCUGAAUAAUUCGCUCUGGUUUUCUCUGGGAGCUAUAAUGCAGCAAUCCUGUGAUGUAUGUCCCAGAUCCAUUUCGGGUCGUAUAGUGGGCUCUGUUUGGUGGUUCUUCACACUAAUUAUAAUUUCUUCAUAUACGGCCAAUUUGGCCGCCUUUUUGACGGUUGAACGUAUGGUUACACCUAUUAAUUCAGCCGACGAUCUAUCAAAACAAACUGAAGUUGAAUAUGGUGUACUGAAAUAUUCGUCAACAAUGGAAUUUUUCAGAAAAAGUAAAAUAACAGUUUACUCGCGAAUGUGGGAAUUCAUGAGCGCUAAACCCAAUGUGUUUGUCGACUCCUAUACGGAAGGCAUACGAAGGGUCAGAGAGUCAAAAGGAAAAUAUGCUUUUCUUAUAGAGUCAACUCAAAAUGAUUAUAACAAUGAGCGCCAACCCUGUGAUACAAUGAAAGUCGGCAGAAAUUUGGAUGCAAAAGGCUAUGGAUUGGCCACACCAUUGGGUAGUCCAUUGAGGAUUGAACUGAAUUUGGCUGUACUUAACCUAAUAGAAAGUGGAGAUCUGACCAAAUUGGAGAACAAGUGGUGGUACGAUAGGUCUGAAUGUAAGACUAAAGAUAUAAAGGAGUCAUCGCAAAGUGAGCUAACCCUGUCCAAUGUAGCCGGGUGCUUUUAUAUACUAAUUGGUGGACUAGUAUUGGCAAUGGUUGUGGCGCUCAUCGAGUUUUGUUGGAAGAGUAGACGUGAGGCCAUCCAGUCUAAGACUUCACUGUAUGAGGCAAUGAAAGCCAAUGUUCGGGUAUCGAUAACCGGUGCGCCCGCCUAUUCAGUCUAUUUGAACCGUACUAUUGCCCGAAACCGGACCGACUCUGUCUAAUCGGGUGCAGAAAAUCACACACACA